AUGCGCAUUCCCUACGCCCCCACCUCCCCCAUAGACCCCACGCCCGAGAACGAAGCCAUCUACCAACGCAUCCGCGACCGCCGCAACCUGCGCCCCCUCAUCCCCCUCGACCUCGCCCUCCUCCACAACCCGGACAUCGCAGACGGCUACAGCAAGUUCGUCGGGGCCAUCCGGUCCAAAUCCUCCGUUCCCUUGCCACUAGCCGAACUGGCCAUCUGCUACGUCGCAGUCCUCAACAAGGCCACCUACGAAUGGACGGCCCAUGCACCCAUCUGUCUCAAAGCGGGGACGAAGCGGGACGUUCUGGAACUGUUGUUGGAAGCAGGCAGUGAUAUCGCGGCGGUGCAGAAGGCGAGUGUGUUGAGUGAGGUGGAGAAAUUGGUGUUGGCGUUCACGUACCAGAGUACCAAGGAGAUUGUGAUUCAGGAGGAUGUGAUGGAGGAGUUGAAGCGGGAGUUUACGGAUCAGCAGGUCAUGGAGUUGACGAUUACCGUCGGGGCGUAUAAUAUGGUUAGUCGCUUUCUGGUCGGGUUGGACGUGACGGAGAGUAAUGGGAGGGCGAUGGAGAUGCCGAAGGAAGCAUGA
Molecule: messenger RNA, 585 nt
Organism: Recurvomyces mirabilis
Lineage: Eukaryota; Fungi; Ascomycota; Dothideomycetes; Mycosphaerellales; Teratosphaeriaceae
Exons: 1
Coding region: 1-585 (194 amino acids)
Molecular function (GO): peroxiredoxin activity
Source: RefSeq, a predicted model, not a curated record